Messenger RNA from Micropterus salmoides (largemouth bass), 3811 nucleotides. RefSeq names its product dystrobrevin beta-like. The record is from RefSeq and is a predicted model, not a curated record. Lineage: Eukaryota; Metazoa; Chordata; Actinopteri; Centrarchiformes; Centrarchidae. Gene Ontology annotation, cellular component: synapse; plasma membrane. Gene Ontology annotation, molecular function: zinc ion binding. Gene Ontology annotation, biological process: synaptic signaling.
ACAGCCGUGUUCGGGGCCCUUCUUUUGGCUACACGGAGCAUUCAGUGCGGACGUGCUUCCCUCAGCAGAAGAAGAUUAUGCUGAACACGUUUUUGGAUGUGUUGAUGGCAGAUCCUCCCCCAUGCCUCGUAUGGCUCCCGCUCAUGCACCGACUUGCUAAUGUUGAAAAUGUCUUCCAUCCGGUGGAAUGUUCAUAUUGCCGGAGCGAAAGCAUGAUGGGUUUCCGGUAUCGGUGCCAACAGUGCCAUGGCUACCAGCUCUGUCAAAGCUGUUUCUGGCGUGGCCAUGCCAAUGGUCCCCACAGUAACCAGCACCAGAUGAAGGAGCACUCUUCUUGGAAGUCUCCGGCCAAAAAGCUGAGCCACGCAAUCAGCAAAUCUCUGGGCUGCGUCCCCAUCGGAGAGCCACCACAUCCUGUGUUCCCCGAGCAGGCUGAGAGACCACAGGAACUGACUCAUACUGUUCAGCCGAAACCAGUGGCCAACAACAUGAACGACACAAUGCUCAUGUCCUCUGGGACACCUACUCCUACCAAAAGUGUCUUGGAGAGUCCCAGCCGGCUAGAUGAAGAGCACCGCCUCAUCGCUCGCUAUGCUGCCCGCCUGGCAGCCGAGGCGGGCAAUUCCACACAACAAUGUCCUCCAUCAGAUCUGAGUUUCAACUUUGAUGCCAACAAGCAACAGAGGCAGCUGAUUGCAGAGCUGGAGAACAAAAACAGGGAGAUCCUCCAGGAGAUCCAGCGGCUGCGUUUGGAGCACGAGCAGGCCUCUCAGCCGACCCCAGAAAAAGCCCAGCAGAACCCCACACUUCUCACUGAACUGCGGCUCCUCAGACACAGGAAAGACGAGCUGGAAAGGCGCAUGUCAGCCCUGCAGGAGAGCAGACGGGAGCUGAUGGUGCAGCUGGAGGGACUCAUGAGGCUGCUAAAGGAUGAGGAGCAGAAGCAGGCUUCCCAGUCCGGAGGCUCCCCUCACUCUUCCCCUAGUCACGGUGCGGGCUGCUCCAUGCCCAUGCCCAUACGCUCCACCUCAGCUGGGUCCACCCCAACUCACACACCACAGGACUGCCUGGCCGGGGUGGGAGGGGACGUGCUUGAGGCCUUUGCUCAGGGUGUACCUAGAAAUCUUCGGAAUGAUUUAUUGGUUGCUGCUGACUCAAUCACAAACACAAUGUCAUCACUGGUGAAAGAGCUCCACUCAGUAGAUGAUGGGGGGCUGGAAGAGGAGACCAACAUGAGGAACGGUGGGGACAGAGGCACAGUGAGACUACAGAAGCACUGAGGAAAAGAGAACACAACUCCACCCUGUAAGGAUAUACAGUCAUCAAAUGGGAAGAAUCAGUAACAACAACAACAACAACAACAACAACCCCUGGCAUUAGCACGUAGAGUAAUGCAUGCUGUAAUCUAACAGGAUUUCACUAUGUGAAAAAAACAUUUCUUCACACCUUGCAGGUAGCAAGAUGUGUCUAAUUAGCGAGUGUGUAUGUAUUUACGUCCUGUAAACAAAAACUGCUGUAAUCAAUAAUGAUUUCCCUCAUGACUGCUAAGGAAUGGCUUGCUGUGCUUUUUCCUCCAACUGUUCCAUUGCAGCAGAUCAUUCUGUAUAUAAAAUACUAUAAACACAUGACCAUGGGAACGCCCCUACAUGAAGGUGACCUUCUGUCACAACAAGUUCCCUGUCGUUGCUUUUGUAUGAUUAGCACUAGUAUUUAUUUUUUCUUUUUUAAAAAUCAUUUCUGCAUGAAGUUGCACUCAUGUCUGGAUUUAGGUACUGUACCAUGCAAUGCCAGCUCUUUGUGGGCCUGUGAUAACAGCUGGGGUGUCAGAAGUGUCCUGCCUCAGAAUUCAUGCUGAGUGUGUUUACUUGCACAACCAUAUUCUGAACUUUUGUAAAGACAUUUUGUAAAAGCAGACUGCUCCGGGUGUGGCCGUCGCCGUGAGUGUGCCACGAAACCGGCGGAGACUCCAGGAAGUCACUGCACCCUGCCAAGAAAUAGUCUAGCACAUAAUCCCUGUAACAAAAAAACACAACUUGUCAGCUUUAGAGGUGCUGGUUGGGCAGAGCCAGGCUAGGUUUGCCCCUGUUUUACGGCUUUAUGCAAAGCUAACUGUCUCCAUCAAAAACAUUUGAUUAUUGUAUUGUAAUUUAAUUGUUAGUUGAAGCUCUCGCCAGGAGACCAAACACUUCCUGCUGUUUGCAUAAUAUCAGUUGGGUUUCCAUGGUAAUAUUCUUCCUAUUAAUGUGUGCAGGGCUAUCUGUGAUUAUGGUAUAAAGAUGUACAUAAACAGCUUAUAAACCAGGCAUAAUAGCUGGUAUCCAGAAUACUGCGUGCAUGUAAACACACUCACUGAGUCACAUACUGUACUGCUGCUACUGUGCUCUCAGUGAGCCACCCUUGCAAAUAAGAGGGCUGUGUGAUUAAGAGAAACUAAGGGGCUACUACAAACACAAUAAUGAGCUGAGUCUUGUUGUUUCCUCCCCAUUAAAACUUAACUGAACACGCCUGACUAGCUGGUAGCCUCAGUAUUUAUUGUUUCAAGUGUAGGGAAGCACCUCAGGAUGUUUAAAUAGUAAUGAACUGGCCACUGAGUUUUAGUUGUGAGUUACAAAAUGAGAUCUUAUACAGUGUGUGAGGAUGUAAGGUUGUAAUAAGCAAGUAGGAAAUGCUUUGAUAGCUUUAUUGAGUUAAUAAAGGAAUAUUGAAAAUGUUUAUGUGCAAUGAAGAUAGGUGCUCAGGGACUGCAGAGCUACUCUAAGUGAAAUAUGGUGGUAUUGUAUUUUAACUGCUAGACGUCAUUGACCACAGACCGAAAGGUUAAAGGGCAAUGAUUAUUAAAAAUGGAGGGUUUCAGUCCAAAAUGUACACUGUUAUUUAUAAUUAAUAUUAUGCCUUCGACUUUCUUGUGAUCCCUGUCGUAAGAUUGUGUUGAUAUUUCCUAACAUUUCUUUCUGUCGCGCUGUCUCCUUUUGGAAUGAAACUCUUUAAAUGUGUAGAGGAAAACAACAGUAAGUGACUAAAUGCUGGAUAAAGAAUGUGGAUCAUUAGAAAGAGAGAUGUUUUUCUGAAGUGCUAUUUGGUGAAACAUGUAGUUUGUCUGUGUGUGAAUUUGUGUCUUUCACGGAAAAGCAAUGCUAUCACAGAGAUAACUGUCAACCAGAGAGGAUGUUUAUUGUGAGUCGGACAGCGAUCAGGUCUAAGUCACCUUUACGUUUAUGUCUUCUGGUUCAAUGUUUUGGGGGUUUUUUUAAUCCAUUUUAUCCAUUCAUCUCAAAUGAAAAUGAGCAAUGUUUGCUUUUUAGUAAAUGCAACGUGAUAAAGACUGGGAGCAGUUUUAGAGUAACAUGUUUAGUUCUCAAAGAAAGUUGUGCAGAAAAUCUGAAAAGCUUGUUCUGAGAUUUGUACAGUAAGUCUAUCCUGUAAGCAUAAGGUUUCAACAACCUGUUACACUGUGUCAAGAAAAAGGACAAAAAGAGGCUCCUCUGUUAUCAACGUUCCAAAUGUGAUGUUUUUAUUCACUGCCCUGUUCUGCUCUAUGUUAUCAUUAUUGUUAUUAUUCUGGUUUACAGUCAGUAUUAGUGGAUCAUUGUCAAUGUAAUGAGUUUGUCAAAACACAAAUUCACAUGCACACUCACUUGCGCCCAAAUAUAAAUUCAUAUGAAGACUGUAUGAGUACAAUAAUUUAAAAUACUGUGAUCACUGCUGUCACAAAGUUUAGUUUAUUCAGCAGAAAAGGUCCAGAAAUUAUUAAAAUGAAGAGGUAAAAAUUUAAACUGUCCUACCCAUUCUGGUCAUGCAUUGGAAUUCAAUG